Molecule: messenger RNA, 127 nt
Organism: Diversispora eburnea
Lineage: Eukaryota; Fungi; Glomeromycota; Glomeromycetes; Diversisporales; Diversisporaceae
Source: the annotation of a GenBank genome assembly
CAGAUCACAAAUGGCAGAAAUGGUUGAAAAAUCAAAUUUCGGGUACGAAUCGGGUACCUAUCGAGUACCCGAUAACCGUGUUGGUUUUGCUGAAUUUCGGACACCUAUCGGAUGGUUGGUAAUAUAA